Cornus florida is the source of this 3287-nucleotide messenger RNA. Its product is annotated as probable inactive histone-lysine N-methyltransferase SUVR2. Gene Ontology annotation, cellular component: nucleus. NCBI's taxonomy places the organism in Eukaryota, Viridiplantae, Streptophyta, Magnoliopsida, Cornales, Cornaceae. The transcript has 12 exons. Bases 338 to 2932 code for a protein of 864 amino acids. Gene Ontology annotation, molecular function: zinc ion binding; histone methyltransferase activity; protein binding. The record is from RefSeq and is a predicted model, not a curated record.
UACAGCAUCUCUCCCUCGAGUCACACACUCGCACUCUCUCUCCUCUCUCUAAAACGCACACGCCCCACUCUCUCUCUCUAUACUCCCUUCACCUGCUAUGUCAUUUUGCCCUAUCUUUCUCAAAAACACUCUUGCUGUACACCAAAUUGGGAAAUGCUGGUAAGGUUUUGAUGGCUUGAGUUAUUUCGGCAGGGUUUUGCUUGAUAAAGUCACUUAGCUGAGAUUGAUGCAGUGCCUCUUUCUUUCUUGAAGCAAUUUGUCACGUCCACAAAUUUGAGGGGUCAAGUGUGUUUAAAGUUUGGGAGCUUGUUGUGGAAAAACUUGCUGGAGUUGAGAAAUGGCACCCAAUCCAAGAGUUACAAAAGCAUUUCGUGCUAUGAGGGAUAUUGGCAUUCCUGAAGAAAAAGUGAAACCCGUCUUAAAAAAUCUUUUAAAAUUGUAUGAAAAAAAUUGGGAACUUAUUGAAGAAGAAAAUUACAGGGCCCUGGCAGACGCUAUAUUUGAUUGCGAGGACACAAAGGCUGCGGAAAAUAAGAAGAAAAUUGAGAAUACUGAUCAGGACGAUAAUUUGGCUUCAGAAGAUCAGGGGCAUGAUGAGCCUGAACGUCCCUUAAAAAGGUUACGAUUAAGACACCAAGAAGCUCCAGUUUCAUCCUCUUUGGGUAACUCUAGCCCCAGGUCCGGUGGAACUCCACUUAAAAGGCCUAAAGUGGAGCAACCGGAACUACCUCAAUCUAGUUCCUUGCAGCAGUCACAGGGCAUAAUAGAGACUCACUCCAAUAUUGAAAAGGCGAGGGCUGAAUCUCAACCUUUUUCACCCCACCCACUUAUCAGAAAUAAAGGAAAACAACCUAUAUUGCCUAAUCAUUUGGCAGUGCAGGAAAGAUCUGAGCCUUCUCAAGCAGGUGCUACUGACCGAACUCAGCCAGCAAAGAGAACCGAGUUUGAUUCAACAUCUUCUCCAGUACAUCUCAGGGACAAGGGAAAAGGACCACUUUCCCCCCAAACUGCUCAAAGAGAGAAGGGAUCAUUUUCUGAGAGGCCAGCUCAUGCAGUGCUCUUUAAAGGGCCAAACGUUGAUCCCGGCAUUGUUCUUUUGCCCAAACAGAAAGUGCCCAAUAGUCAUGCAUUGAUCAAGCCAAAAGAUGAGCCAUUUACUGAUGACAUGCCACAAUUUGAGGUUCCUAUUGCAGUGAUUCAUCCAGAGCCAUCGUGCGAAGGAAAUACUUUAAAUGGAAAUGAUUCAAUCAGAGAAUUAGAUGGUCCUGAAGCCCUAGUAUCUCAAUCUGUAGGCGAAGAAAAAAAUGGGAGUGUUCCAGCUUCGCCAAGUGAAACAAGGACUAACUCUGAGCUUGCAACCAUCAACGAUGAAUCUUCUGCUAACUUAGAGAUUGCUUCCUCGUCCUUUGGGGAGGUUAAAAUUUCUUUGAGUUGUAACUCUGCACUAGGUAAGCCUGACUUUCACAUGCCUUGUCUUGAUGAAGUUCUGAAACUGGUGGAGGACAAAUGCCUCAGAUCUUACAAACUUCUGGACCCAAAUUUUUCUGUGAAGAAACUGAUGAAAGAUAUGUGCGAAUGUUUUUUGGAAUUAGGAAGCGACUCUAAUGAAUCACAAGGAAGAAUAGGUGUAACACCAGCUAUUGAGUUAUUGAAUAAAUCUAAUUCACCGGAUGCUUUAGGUGCCAGAGACAUGCCAUUUGGUCAUUUGAAUGGAUCAGUCAACAUUCAAUGUGCUGCUGAGGUGGCUCUGCCUCAAGUUCCGAGAAUUCCACCUUUGAAAGGUAUGGAGGACUGUGUACAACCUGAUAAGAAUAUUACUGGGAAUGGUUGUGAUACUGAUACAGAACAGAAUUGCCUUGAAGACAUAAAUUCUCGUAGUUUGGUGGUUGUGCAGCAGCAUCAACAAACCCCUGAUAAUAUAAGGUCUUUGCAUGAUGUUAAUGACAUAGCCAAAGGACAAGAAAGAGUUGUGAUUUCACUGGUUAAUCAAAUCAACAGUGACUGUCCACCAAAGUUUCAUUAUAUUCCCCAAAACGUAGUUUUCCAGAAUGCUUAUGUGAAUUUCUCUCUGGCUCGAAUUGGGGAUGAGAAUUCUUGUUCGACUUGUUUUGGUGAUUGUCUAUCAUUGUCCACACCUUGUGCAUGUGCUCACGAGAGUCAUGGUGAUUUUGCAUACACACCAGAAGGCCUUGUUAAGGAGGACUUUUUAGAUGAGUGUGUUUCUAUGAACCGUGACCCUCAAAAUCAUUGCCACUAUUACUGUAAAGAAUGUCCAUUGAUAAGAUCCAAAAAUGAUGAUAUCUUGGAACAAUGCAAGGGUCACUUAAUGAGGAACUUCAUCAAAGAAUGUUGGUGGAAAUGUGGCUGUAGUAAACAUUGUGGUAAUCGGGUGGUUCAGCGGGGGAUAAAUUGUAACUUGCAGGUGUUUAUGACACCCGAAGGCAAAGGGUGGGGUCUUCGUACCCUUGAGGACCUGCCAAAAGGUGCAUUUGUGUGUGAAUAUGUUGGGGAAGUAUUAACCAAUGCAGAGCUCUAUGAGCGAGUCUCGCGAAGCCCCAGUGCUGAGGAACAUGCAUAUCCUGUGCUUCUUGAUGCAGAUUGGAGUUCAGAGGGAGUGUUAAAGGAUGAAGAAGCUCUUUGUUUGGAUGCGACAUAUUAUGGAAAUGUUGCAAGGUUUAUUAAUCACAGAUGUUUUGAUUCAACCUUGGUUGAGAUCCCAGUGGAAGUGGAGACUCCUGAUCACCACUACUAUCAUCUGGCCUUCUUCACAACAAGGAAGGUAAAAGCCUUGGAAGAGCUAACUUGGGAUUAUGGUAUUGAUUUUGAUGAUCAUGAUCAUCCAGUUAAGGCAUUUCGGUGUUGCUGUGGUAGCAAGUUCUGCCGAAACAUUAAACGUUCAAGUAGAUCUAGAUCCAGAGGUACUAGAAGAUGAACCUCCAAUCUGAGGGGAUUUGCUAUUUUGAUGUUUUGCUCAGUGGGGAAAUGUGACACUGGUUGAUACUGGUCGGACUUUGCUACUGGCUCUAGAUUUACCCUAAAACUUUGAGAUCUAUGUGAAUCUGCACAAGGUUAUGCGGACCAUGUAUGGUGGAACCUUUGGAGGUCAAUUCAGAUAUGUUCUAUGAGCAACCAUCUACAUAAUGGAUGUUGUCAUGAAUCAAUAACAUUUUGCCUCCUUUUCCUUUUGGCAACUCGGAACACAUUAUUAUUUUGUCCUGUGCAUUUCAUGUAUGGUACAUUGCGUAUAAUAUUUUGCUAAUAGAAUUAUUGGCCUUUUUUGAGUGCUA